Molecule: messenger RNA, 2850 nt
Organism: Dujonia railenensis
Lineage: Eukaryota; Fungi; Ascomycota; Pichiomycetes; Serinales; Debaryomycetaceae
Source: the annotation of a GenBank genome assembly
AUGGAUAAUGAUGAAGAUAACGAGGGGAACCUGAUCGACCAGUUGGAAGAUCUGAUCAUUGACCAUCCGGAUGCAAAGACUAUGGAGCAGAUACUAGACACCUCACUAGACGAAACCUUUCAGAAGAAAUUGAACGCGAGGGCGGAUCAGAUCACCAAUUCACACUAUGACAAUAAGGGUGGUGACCUCUCCAAUGAGGGAGAAAAUGGAGGAGAUAUGUCUAGCGACUCAUUGGGAGGCAUCGAAAAUGAAUAUCAAUUCCUUAUACAGAAGACCAACUUACUCUAUGAGUACAAGGACUUUAAUUCUUUGGAUGUGGAGAUUAGUGAAUGGUUCACCUUUAACGAUUUAAAGGUUAUUGGUCCAUUGACUUACCUCGCAGAUAACUAUAAGUCUAAGGUGUCAGAGGGGAGGGAAGAAAGACUUCUCAAAUCGUACAUAAAAGCAUUGAAACUGGGUGCUAGUGAUGAAACCUGUCUUCCACUCUUGGUGUACUUUUGUAUGGGUGAGUACAGAACGGCUGUGUCCGAGAAGCAACAGCAAUGUCAAAAAAUCAGAGAAAAUUGCAAGAAGUUGUAUUCUUGGGGCAUAAUAGAGUACUUGCUCGAUACAAUUAUUGCUUUUUUUGAUCAAAGAAUCCUUGCUGAUACUAAGGAACACAAGAAUAGCGAUUUCUCCAGUCCAGUAUCCGUAGAAACACAGAUUCGUAACUUCAGAAUUCUAACCAUCUUCUAUUUCAUACUUAGCGUGGCCUUGGAAGAAGAAGAUGACUCAAAAUCUUUCCCUGGAUUGAGAGAUGCUCUUUCUAACAAAGACAUCCUCCUGAAAAUAGUUCAAUUCAUCGAACACUGGAAAUGGAAACCAAACUCUGCCUAUAGAAUUCGCUCACUUAUUCAAAUACUAUGGAAGCUACUUUUGGUUGAAUUUGGUGAUUCUAAAUGUCUUGAUAAAUGUGAUGACUUCUUGUGUGAUUUGCACGAGAUUAUUCAUAAGGAGGGUAAGGACUUACCUAAGAAUCAAUUGACAUGCUCUCCAUUAGACUACUACACAUUUAGAGAGGAUCUCAUGGCAAAGUACCCUCUUUUCAGUAAAACCAUAAGUACAAAUAACGAGUUGAUCAAAAAAGAUCCGUAUGAUUUCGAGACUGUCGCAAGAAUCGAUAGUUCUGAAACGUCCUCAGUGAGGAAUUCAGACUACCAGUUUUACAUGGCCAUGAAUGAAAAUUCCAAUUCUCUUACUAAUUUGAUUGAAAUGCCUAGGACAAACAGGAGCCAUACAAUUUCAUCUCAACUCCCUAGUCAAACGGUUCACAUUGCUACCCCUGUGCCUUCACCUCCAAGUACGCCUUCAGAUUACAUGUCCGGAGGAGAAAAGAUCAGGAAGCUGUACCAUCUAAAUCAGGCAAUGCCAUUUAUUUACCCAAAUGCUGAUGAAGGGGAAAUCCCUUACGCCAUCAAAGAAGCAGAUGAAAUAUUGAAGAAUUCUGUGUAUGAAAGUUAUUCUAAUAAGCAGUUGUGGGAAGAGAGACAGCUCUUCAUGAGACAAGAAAGGGGGUUCAUUAGCGAAUACGGUGAUCAAAAAGCGGAAGAUGGCCAAGUAAACGACGUAGAAAAUAACUACAAUGAAUCUAAAUUUAACUAUUCCGAAUCACUUUACACAAAAUAUCCUGAAAGUAAAGAUCAAAUUAAAUCACUUCUUAGGGUGGAAUCAUUUUAUUCUAAGAGCAUGAUUCGUUUAAAUUCUUUGAUAGAAACACUUGUUGAAACUAUCAAAUCUAACAAGUUUGAUUAUGAUCUUAAUUUCCCAGAGUGGGAAUUGAAUCCUGAAACCUCCUGCUUCACCAAACAAAUAGAAGAACAAAUGGAAUUCAACAAUGGGAAUUAUCAAAGUGGGAAUACUAAGGAAAAAAUUCAGUUCAUGUUAAUGCAGCAACUCGAGGUAGUCAAUGUUAAAGAGAUAACCUUGAAAGCUUCGACAGGGAUUAUAUCAUUAUUGCUUCGCUGGUUCAAGAAGAACCAUAUACUUAAAUAUUGGUACUUGGCAAGUCUUCUAUUCGAUCAGCAAUAUCUUUCAAUUAUGAUGGAUUUUUUAAACCUGAGCUUUAAUAACAAUAAUAUUCAGCAAAUGAAACAGCUGUCAGACUACAAUAUGCAAAAUAAUAACGGUAACGGGAAUGGAAAUGGGAAUAAGAAUAACACUAGUAAUGUUGACAGUGUUUUGUAUCAAAAUAAAAUCAUGAAUCCAAAAAUUGAAUUACCAGAUUUUGAAUUCUUCAAUAACUGUUUAGAGAAAUUUCCUGAACAGUACACCUAUGAGCUAAUAAACAAAACUACUAUUCAAGAAUUCGCCACUAGGAAAGAUUCAAACAACAUCAACAAUAUCCUUAUCACAAAAUUCAAUCCCAAUUAUUGUUUUAUAUUGAGCAAUCUUUUGACAAUUGGAGAUAAAAUAUUGCUUGGAAAUAUAACUCAAAGAAUUUUAACAUUAAGUGACUUGAAACCAUCUGAUAUGUUUAAACUAAUUCUAAUUAAUUUCAGCACAGAAUCGAUUAAUAAACCCAUACUAAAAAUGUUGAAGAAAUUGAUACCCUAUCAAGGACGUAAAUGGAAGUCAAACAACAUGGAACUUAUUUCACAAGUAUAUUUGCAAAGUAAAUUAAGUUUGAGAGAUAGCUGGUUGUCUGGGAAAGACUUGGAAAAUGAUUUCAAUAACUCAUAUGGUCAAGAAAUUGCCCUAAGAGGACUCUUACAGUUCUAUAAUAUGAAAAGAUACCCGCAGCAAAUGGAAAUGUUGGGUUAUGAGAUACUAGAUAACGAUUUCACUGCCCUAAAUUUGAAUGUGGAAUAUUAA